AUGAACGGCGGCAGCGCCAACAUCACCUACGCCAGCCGCAAGCGGCGGAAGCCCGUGCAGAAAACCAUCAAGCCAAUCCCAGCUGAAGGAAUCAAGUCAAAUCCUUCCAAGCGACAUAGAGACCGACUCAAUACAGAGUUGGACCGUUUGGCGAACCUGCUGCCUUUUCCACAAGAUGUUAUUAAUAAGCUGGACAAACUUUCCGUGCUUAGGCUCAGUGUCAGUUACCUAAGAGCCAAGAGCUUCUUUGAUGUUGCACUAAAAUCCUCCCCAACUGACAGAAAUGGAAUCCAGGAUAACUGUAGAACAAAUUUUGGGGAAAGCCUGAACUUUCAUGAAGGAGAAUUCUUAUUACAGGCUCUGAAUGGCUUUGUGUUGGUUGUCACUACAGAUGCCUUGGUCUUUUAUGCUUCUUCUACUAUACAAGAUUAUUUGGGAUUUCAGCAGUCUGAUGUCAUACAUCAGAGUGUGUAUGAACUUAUCCAUACUGAAGACCGAGCUGAAUUUCAGCGUCAGCUACACUGGGCAUUAAACCCUUCACAACAUACAGACUCUGGACAAAGAAUUGAUGAAGCGAAUGGCCUCCCCCAUCCAGAAGUCUACUACGAGCCAGACCAGCUCCCCCCAGAAAACUCGCCGUUUAUCGAGAGGUGCUUCAUUUGCCGGCUGCGGUGUCUGCUGGAUAAUUCGUCUGGCUUUCUGGCAAUGAAUUUCCAAGGGAGGUUAAAGUACCUGCACGGCCAGAACAAGAAAGGGAAAGAUGGGUCGGUGCUUCCCCCUCAGCUAGCCUUGUUUGCCAUAGCUACUCCCCUUCAGCCACCCUCCAUCCUUGAAAUCCGAACCAAAAACUUCAUCUUUAGAACAAAACACAAACUAGACUUUACACCUACUGGUUGUGACGCCAAAGGAAAAAUUGUUUUGGGCUACACUGAAGCAGAGCUGUGCAUGAGAGGAUCAGGGUAUCAGUUUCUUCAUGCUGCUGAUAUGCUCUAUUGUGCUGAGUACCAUAUGCGGAUGAUCAAGACCGGAGAGAGUGGCAUGAUAGUGUUCAGGCUUCUUACCAAAGACAACCGAUGGGCUUGGAUCCAGUCUAAUGCCCGCUUGGUUUAUAAAAACGGAAGACCAGAUUACAUCAUUGCAACUCAGAGACCUCUAACAGAUGAAGAAGGAACAGAGCAUCUAAAAAAACGAAAUAUGAAGUUGCCUUUUAUGUUUGCCACUGGAGAAGCUUUGUUGUACGAGGUAACCAACCCCUUUCCUUCCAUAACGGACUCCUUACCAAUGAGGACUAAAAAUGGUGCUAGUGGAAAAGAUUCUGCUACCCAGUCAACACUCAGUAAGGAUUCUCCCCAUCCCAGUUCUGUCUUCAGUGCCAUUAUGCAACAAGAUGAGUCAAUUUAUCUCUGUCCUGCUUCCAGUAGUGCUCCUUUAAAAAAUUUUUUAAACGAAUCUAUGGACACAUGCAGUAGUUGGCAGGACAGUAUUGCACCAGCUGGAAAUGAUAUCCUGAAACAUGAGCAAAUCGGUCGUUCUCAGGAAAUGAACCUGACCCUUUCUGAAGCUCAUGGAGGGCUCUUCCCUGACAAAAACAGUGACUUGUACAGCAUGAUGAAACACCUAGGGGUUGAUUUUGAAGACAUUAAACACAUGCAGCAGAAUGAGGAAUUUUUUAGAGCCGACUUUUCUGGUGAGAACGACUUCAGAGACAUUGACAUAACAGAUGAAAUCCUGACGUUCGUCCAAGAUUCUUUAAAUAAGUCUACCUUCGCGUGUCCAGGUUACCAGCAGCAGCCGUCCAGGGCGCUGAACUCAAGCUGUAUGGUGCAGGAGCACCUGCAGUUGGAGCAGCAUCAGCAAACGCAGGUGGCCAUGGAGCAGCAGCAACUGUGCCAGAAAAUGAAGCAUAUGCAAGUCAAUGGCAUGUUUGCAAAUUGGAGCGCUAACCAAUCUGUGCCUUUUAAUUGUCCUCAGCAAGACCUACAGCAGUACAAUGUCUUUUCAGACUUACCUGGGACCAAUCAAGAGUUUCCCUACAAAUCUGAGAUCGAUACUAUGCCUUAUACAGAGAACAUUAUUCCGUGUAACUCGGCUGUGUUAGCACAACAGUCCCAGCGGACACAGUUAGACUUUCCCCUAGGGAACUUUGAACCAUCCCCAUACCCUACUACUACUUCUAGCUUAGAGUUUGUCACAUGUUUACAAGUUCCUGAAACCCAAAAGCAUGAACUAAAUCUACAGUCCACGCUAGUAACUCCACAGACAUGUUAUGCUGGAGCUGUGUCCAUGUACCCAUAUCGGUUGGAACCGCAGCAGAACAUGGCUCAGAUGCAGUAUAGUCCAACCAUGCCUGGCCCACAGGCAUUUUUAACCAAGUUUCCGAAUGGAGUUUUAAAUGAAACCUAUCCAGCUGAGUUAAAUACUAUAAAUAACUCUCAGACCACCACACAUCUUCAGUCUCUUCACCAUCCAUCAGAGAACAGACCUUUCCCGGACUUGACAUCCAGUAGAUUCCUAUAA
Messenger RNA from Pipistrellus nathusii (Nathusius's pipistrelle), 2517 nucleotides. The record is from the annotation of a GenBank genome assembly. NCBI's taxonomy places the organism in Eukaryota, Metazoa, Chordata, Mammalia, Chiroptera, Vespertilionidae.